UAGUCUAUCACUUGUUCUUGCUCUGGUGACACAGAAGCCGCCGCUGGGUCCGAGCGCUUGGAUUGUAGAGUUCAGCAUUAGCCGCCGCCGGGCUCCGGGAUUACAGGAAUCAUGGAUUGAAACUUACUGCUUGGCUACAACUUUUUGCUCCGUGCACAUUGUUGGAUCUGUUACCGCUGCGUCUUUUGGAGAGCAGGGGCUGUGGAUUCAUGGAGUGACCCCGGCUCCCCGGCUCUGAAGAUUUACACUCACCCCUGGGAGUGGGGGGUCCUCGGCUACAGCACACUAUCGGGGGCUCCUCUGCGGAUGUUACUGGGAACCAUGUACUUUCUGUUCUCUUGGAUAUACUGGGGCUUACUGGUGUAUAUCUCCUCUGUCCAGUUCUCCUGGGCGGCCCCCACUCAAGAAAAAGAGCACAAACCCACAGAAGUGGUGUCGUUCAUAAACGUCUACGAGCGCAGCAUGUGUCAGGUGCGGGAGACCUUGGUGGAUAUCUACCAGGAAUACCCCGACGAGGUGGAGUUCAUCUUCAAACCUUCUUGCGUAGCCCUUAUGAGAUGUGCAGGAUGCUGCAGUGAUGAGAAUUUCGAGUGCGUACCCACAGAGUGGUACAAUGUCACCAUGCAGAUCUUGAGGAUGAGGCCUCACAUGAGUCAGCUGUAUGUGGAAAAAAGUUUUCAGCAGCACAGUCGAUGUGAAUGCAGACAAAAGAAAGAAGUUAAAGGCAAACAGGAAAAAAAAGCAAAACGAGGGAAGGGCCAUAAACGAAAGCGCAAGAAAAUCCGGUACAAAUCGCACCGCUUUCAUUGUGAGCCUUGCACAGACACAGAGAGGAGAAAACACUUGUUUGUCCAAGACCCCCAGACCUGUAAAUGUUCCUGUAAAAACACAGACUCACGUUGCAAAACGAAGCAGCUUGAGUUAAACGAAAGGACUUGCAGGAGAGGUAAGAAGCCUAGAGCAGCCCAGCCGUAUGCGGCCCCCUAUUCUGCUGACCUCGCUCACUAACAUGUGCUCUGCCACCCCCGUGCACCAAAAUGUGAAAAACCGCGGCGGUGAAACGAGGAGAGCGUCUCCCUAAAAAGAGACAAAAUGGAGUGAAAAUGAAGGAUCGAAACUCGGCACAGCACUUUGGUUCUCAUGCAUUCCGUGUCCCUAAGGAGGGAAAGAAAAGCUGUAUUAUUCAGUAAAUGCCAUUUCUCCUUCUCCUUAUCAAAAUUGAUGCUGCUACACAUCGAGAGCCAGAACAGCGGGGUCAUAACUUUUUUGGAUUCUUAUAAAUAUAUUAUUAUAAUUAAAUAUAGAUAUAUAAAUAUAUAUAUAUAUAUAUAUAUAUUUGUGUGUGUAUAUAUAUAUAUAUUGGAUUUUUCUUAACAAACUAGUAAUUUACUGGACUUGGUCACCAACCGAAAGUUUUUUUUUUUUAACCUAACGUACGCGAGGUAUAGCAACUCAGCUGACGCUAACCUCUAAUAAUAUUAAUUUUUCUGGAUCAUAAUCUGUUCUCGCUAAUUUUCUGCUAAACCAAUACUUACGAGGCAAACACAUAAAAAAUGUUCAGAACAAAGGUCAAAGAAGCCCUGCUGAGAUGUUCUGGAUCCUAAAGCUGCAUAACUCGAUCCUUCACAAACCGCGCCCUGUGCCCUCUGCAGAUAGAAAGACUCAUUGAGGAAAUGGAGACUGAUCGGUGCCAUAGGUUGGCCAGAGACAACGUCAUUGUAUAGCCUUGCCCAUCAUGCACAGUUUCUGCCCCUGAGGAACUUUUGUUUUUGGCAUCUAAUGUCGACAUACUGGUGUGUGUGUAUGGAUUUGGGUAUGUUCGGUAUUCAGAAACAGAAAAGCUUUCAGGAAAAAAAAGAUGUCUGACUUUAUUUCCAGUGGACAUUGCCCUUUCUUAAUGAUGUGACCUGUUGGCUCCAUUUUGUCAGGCAUAAGCUGAGCCAGUGCCAGUUGUAUCUCUGUGGUCUUAAAAAUACAACACUAAAAAAAAUUAAAGAUCUCGCAAAAGGACUGAGUCUGGACCAAAACCAAGGAGGUCACAAGAGAGGAAUGGUUCCGGAUUUGCAUGCUGACCUGGCGGUAAUCACUAGAAUCCAUUGGGACUUGUAUUCUCCCAGUGAGCAAUCGGCAUAUGACGUGAACUCUUGUACAUUGAACUCACCCCAGUGAGGAAGACUCACUCAUAAUGAGUGGAAAUGACUAUAUUAGGACUACGAAUCGCUCAAUGAGUGCAGCUUGCUGUUUAUUGAAUGAGACUUGUUUAUGUUGAGUGAGACUGCCUUCCAGUGGGUGAAUCCCACCCGAAAUAUAUAUAGAACCAGGACUGGCUUAGCAUGUCUGAGAAUUUGAAGCGAUCUGGUCCGAGCACCAAGUAUCUCAACCUAACAUUGCAAAGUCCUGGAUUUGCAGCUGGUGGAAUCACUAGAAUCUAUAACAUGUUCACUGUAGCCUUUGCCUAUGUAUCUCAUGUAUACACACACACACACACCUGUUCUAAGGUUCCACGUGCCUUGCAGCCUAGAAACAAGUGAGGCCCUUGCUCCUUCACCCUGAGACCCCAAGCUGUUUUCUGGUUAAAGGACUUUGGUGCCGAUGAAAGAUAAAAAAAAAAAAAAAUGACACAAAUAAAGGGUUGAUCCCUGCAUGAGGGAGUUGGCUCCUUUGCUGCUAGACUGUGUUAGAGUGAAAUCCCUGUGUACACUGCAAAGUUAUCUGGAAAGGGAGGGAGAGGGGUGGUCAUCAAUUUACCUGUGUGAGUGUAUGUGUGCUGUGGUCAAUGGUAUCCAGUUCAAGGCAGGGAAGCUAUUCGUUAUGUAGGAGAGUGCCCCAUAAAGAUGCAGGAGUAACUCCGCUAUUAGGCUCACACCUCUGGGGCUCUUACUCUAGUGCCAAAUUCAAACAUGGAGCAACUAUGUAUCAUAAGUGCCUUUUGUAGGAACUAAAGCACAUUGCAAGUCUACUGCUACUGAUGAAUAGGGUACUGGGAUGUUCGAAAUAAGCUCCCCCCAGCACAAACAGGGGUCUGUUCACACCUGCAGCUAUCUUGUCUGUCUGUGGAUACAGUGUGUGUAUGUGUAUACAUGGAUGCAGAGAGGUUCACCACACUUAUUUAAUGUCCCUUUUUUUUAUUUUUAUUAAAAACCUGAUAAAUUAAUUCAGAGUGCGGGAGGGUUCAGUAUUUCUUUUGUUAUAUUUAAGAUAAUUUAUACAAUUACAAAUACAAUAAUUGUCCAAUGUUUUUAUCCAUUCUUUUUGGUGGUUUCAUUUUAAUCUGUUCUUCAUGAGCCUUUGCUACCUUCACAGGAGGCCGAUAUGGAGGGGGCCCCUUCUCUUGCACUCAGAUUUUUAGAUACAUGUUUUUCUGCUUUCUCGAAUUUCUUUUUGGGUAAGCAGAGGCGCAGGGAACAGAAGGCCAAUGCUAUUCACUCAUCUUUCCUCUAGGGCAGAGGAUAAGUAGCUUGUGACGCUGGAUUCUGCUGCACAUCCAGAGACGCUCAGGAGCGACCUACCUGCUGCCUUUGCUCUAGAUAAAGGAUAACAUCUCCCAGCAGUACAGGUUGUCUGCAUCUCCAGCAUGCAGGUACCAUGACAGAUAAGUGUGUCACAUUAGCUGCUUCUGUGUCUCUGCUGCCUGUCCUGUGGAACCCAUCAUAUAGAGCAAUGUCUCGUCCCUUCACCCAGACAUGUCCCCAUGACUGCAGAAUCGGCUGUUCACAACAGUAAGGUCUGAAUGGCAGUAUUUAUUUUAUUUAUAGGAUAAAUGGCAUACUGUUAUGUGUCCGCUCCACCCGAGAACUACUUGUAGAACUGAGAAAUGCAUCAGGUGUAGAACCAAAUGUCUGUCCAUUACAAGGCUCACUUGUAUCACAGUCGCCCUCAGUCAGAUAUUCUAUUGUAAACUCCAACCUGUGUCACCCAUGCUGUAUUGCUAUCUUGGCCCAAUCCAGUUUAGGUUUAAGUAUUUAUGUGGACUGUGUAUGUUGGGGCAUUGCUGAUUUAGGAUUUUACUAUUUUGCACAUGUGAUCCAUCUUAUUCAUAUGUGCACAUGUGGUAAUGAUUGCCGAAAGGGCUCAACCUGCUGCAGAACACCCUUUGUAUAUUCCCUCGCUCCAUGGCAGCAUAACCAGACAGAUACAUUAUAUCUGUGAGGUCCAGGAGAUGCUGAGCUUUGUCAUAUUGGUGAAGGAAAGGAGUUGAUACACCCCCUCCACCCCAAGACCGGCGUGGAACAAUACACUGUACGUGGCUCUGGAAGGGAAAAGGUUCCACUUACCCCAUGUAACAUUAAGCAAUACAUUUUCUUACCUUUUUAGUCUUUCCACUGGAGUGAGAACAGAAAGGGUGUGUGUUUUCUGUAGCCCUUGCUCCACGUUCUUCCAUGUAGGUAAUCGCUAUCGGCUCUGAAAGAACAGGUCGCCCCCUUGUAGUUCUGUGGGCAAAAAUAAUAUAAUAAAUGGUUGUGUGCAGUGUAAAGCAGAACGGUCACAGGCACUGGAACCCAGAGGGGGCUGGAAAUACACGUAUAGAGCUUUAAACUAGACUUGUCAUGUCUGGGCUACUUCUGGUGACUGCAUCCACCAAGGAGUCUUGUGUCACUUUGGACGUCACUGAGGCAUCAGGUGCAAUACUGUUGAUGCCUUUUCUCUUUUAUGUUUUUUUUCUCUUCCAAGCAAACCUAUUGGCUUAAUAUUUGUUCCUCCAACCUGUGUUCAGGUGGCUGGUCCACUUUAAAAGUUAUGUUAUGGACUUAACCAUUCUCAGUGUGCUACCUUCAGAGACACCACGUAUCAAUCAGAUAUCCCAAUAUUAGUUUCCAACAUCCUCCCCUCAGAUGGCUGAUAUCUACUGGACUAGCACUGAAGAGUAUGGUGUGCUUCCUCCCCACUGACUAGAGCCGUGCUGUAAAGCUGCAUGUUGGCCAUUUAGCACUGUGUAAUCGUAUAAGCCAGUGUUCUUCAACCUGUGCCUCUUCAGCGGUUGCAAAACUACAACUUUCAUCUUGUCUCAUGUUGGGAAUUGUAGUAUUUCAACACCUAGAGGGAACACUGGUAGACAAGCCAUCACAAUCCUAGUGACAAUGAAGUCUAUACCACAAGGCCUCUGCCAGCCAAGGGUUUAAUAUAUGUAUAUCGAGCAUUAAGCAUAAACACUACAGGUUUCCUUCUUUUUGUAAAUAAAUUCAAAAACACAAAAAGUUAAUUCUGCCUAACAUUUUUUUAAAUUGUAAUAUGUGUUUUAUUUAUUGGUGCUAUCAUUUGUCAUUGUUGUGAACGCAGUCAUUAACACAUCUUUUUCUUUGCAGAUUAAAUAUUAUGUAGAAACAUAUUUAUUUUUUAAAAGAAAGUAUAAAGAUAAUGUUAAAAAUA
Molecule: messenger RNA, 5367 nt
Organism: Hyla sarda
Lineage: Eukaryota; Metazoa; Chordata; Amphibia; Anura; Hylidae
Gene: VEGFA
Product: vascular endothelial growth factor A
Exons: 9
Coding region: 307-1008 (233 amino acids)
Biological process (GO): positive regulation of mast cell chemotaxis; vascular endothelial growth factor signaling pathway; positive regulation of angiogenesis
Cellular component (GO): membrane
Molecular function (GO): vascular endothelial growth factor receptor 1 binding; growth factor activity; heparin binding
Source: RefSeq, a predicted model, not a curated record